Molecule: messenger RNA, 2733 nt
Organism: Alligator sinensis (Chinese alligator)
Lineage: Eukaryota; Metazoa; Chordata; Crocodylia; Alligatoridae
Product: core histone macro-H2A.2
Exons: 10
Coding region: 692-1945 (417 amino acids)
Biological process (GO): nucleosome assembly
Cellular component (GO): nucleosome
Molecular function (GO): DNA binding; structural constituent of chromatin; protein heterodimerization activity
Source: RefSeq, a predicted model, not a curated record
UAUUGUAUAACCAUCAUAUAUUUACAGAAAGUGUGUAUACACCAUACUUACUAAUAACACUACACUCAUACAACUAUUUGUACCAUGAAAGACACUUUAAAAAAAAAUAUUUCUCUUCCUUUUAGACACAACACGUGUAAUUUCUUCCUGUAUUGGGUUGUUUUCCCAAUUGGGGAUGUUUUUUUAAACCAGAGAAAACCAGGAUCCCUGCUGAUCACAGAGAGGACUAGUAGCAAAGCUGGCCACAGCCCCCACACCCCCGCCAGGCUCCCAAACCCCGUGCAGUGUCACAAUGCCUCUCAGGCAAGUCUUCAAAAUGAACCCUUCGCUCUCCUCCAGGGAAGCACAACAUUGCGGGCACAAGUUUUGGCGGCGCCAGAACAGACCCGAGGAGGGCGACACCGCUUUGUCCCCGGCACCUUGAGGGGUCGAGCAAAGGCCUGUGCAGGAAACACCGCGAGGAGGAACCAGCGGCUCUUCAAGCCCAGCGACCCGGUAGGCGGAGGCCACGAAGGUUUCUCACACAAAAGACACAACUUGAUGCAACUUUCCCCGAGACCGCAGCGUAACAGGUGCGGGCCCCCGCCCCGCAAGUCCCGCAGCCCGCGCCGCCUCGGCCAAACCAACUUUUGGGUUGGUGUACGUGAAUAAGAACAGUCUGUCAGCAAGUUGAAAGGUAUACAGCAGCAAGAUGUCGGGCCGAAGUGGGAAAAAGAAAAUGUCCAAGAUGUCACGCUCCACCAGGGCAGGUGUUAUUUUCCCAGUGGGGAGGAUGAUGCGCUACUUAAAGAAAGGAACAUUCAAGUACCGGAUAGGUAUGGGAGCACCAGUCUACAUGGCGGCUGUCAUAGAAUAUCUAGCAGCUGAAAUACUAGAACUAGCAGGAAAUGCAGCAAGAGACAACAAAAAGGGAAGAAUUGCCCCCAGACACAUCCUCCUGGCAGUUGCUAAUGAUGAGGAGUUGAACCAGUUGCUAAAGGGAGUGACCAUUGCAAGUGGAGGUGUCCUACCCAGAAUUCAACCAGAGCUCCUUGCCAAAAAACGUGGUGCUAAAAGCAAAUCUGAGACGAUUCUUUCCCCAUCUCCUGAGAAGAGAGGAAGGAAACCUUUGGCGAGCAAGAAGGGUGGGAAGAAAGCAAAGGCCACCAAAGCCUGGACCCCCAAAAAGAACAAACAGAAGGAGAAUGAAAAAGAAGGGGCAUCAAAUUCAACAUCCGAGGAUGGACCUGGGGAUGGAUUCACCAUUCUGUCGUCCAAGAGCCUCAUGCCAGGACAAAAGCUUUCUCUGACACAGAGUGACAUCAGCGAUAUUGGUUCUAUGAAAGUAGAAGGCAUUGUUCACCCAACAACUGCUGAAAUAGAUCUCAAAGAAGAAAUAGGUAAGGCCUUGGAAAAGGCUGGAGGAAAAGAGUUCUUAGAAACAGUGAAAGAGCUCCGCAAAUCACAGGGACCUUUGGAAGUUGCUGAAGCUGCUCUCACCCAGUCCAGUGGGCUUGCAGCAAAGUUUGUCAUCCAUUGUCACAUCCCUCAGUGGGGUUCAGACAAGUGUGAAGAACAGUUGGAGGAGACAGUAAAGAACUGCUUAACAGCUGCUGAAGACAAGAAGUUGAAGUCAGUGGCUUUCCCCCCUUUUCCCAGUGGCAGACCCCAACAAGCUAUGCAGCAGAAUGUCCCUCCCAACAAAAACUUUACUGACAUGUAUAUCCAUUCUGGGAAGAGACAGCUAUGUGGACCACUAUCAACCCAUAAGGCAUACAAAGUUUGCAAGGCUUGGAUGAGAAAUUGCUUCCCAAAACAGACUGCAGCCCAGGUGACUCUCAAAGCCAUUUCCGCCCAUUUUGAUGACACCAGCUCUUCCUCCUUGAAGAACAUUUACUUUCUGCUCUUUGACAGUGAGAGCAUCGGCAUCUAUGUGCAAGAAAUGGCCAAGCUAGACACCAAGUAGCAAUGGCAGCCAAAUUAAACUUUAUUUUUCAACAUAAAUUUGCGUAGCAUUAAAAGCAUUAGAGGUUUUAUUUUUAAAAUGUGCUGAGGAGGGGGAAAUGAUAGUAGUGUGAUGUUUUGUGACUUGAUGGAGAGCUUUUGCUAUGGAUGAGAGGGUUUAGUCCGUGAUUACUUCAUGCUGUUGGCACCCUCUACCAUUUCAUAUCACCUAGAAGAAAUCUUAAUUACUUUACCAGCUCUCUUCAGGAAUUUGUUUAAUGUGUCUCCUUGUUCUUUUAGCUUAGGACUUCUAAAAGUAACCUCAUUUUAGAUUUGUAGCAAUGAAUUUUACACACAUACCUUGUUUAAAGAAAGCUCUUAAUUUUGUAUUCCCUUUUCUGUUCUUGAGGGUGGAUGGCAAAAAUGUUCAUUUUUUGUCUACAUUCCAUAGUGGAGAGAGAAUUUCAAAGACAACGCAUGAUGAGCUUCUAUUUUGUUUUAGUCCAUAAUCUCUGUAAUUACUGAGGAUAUUUCAUCUUGGAUUUUUUGUUUGUUUUAUAAGAAAAAACAAAAAAGAAAAAGUGCCAAGUGUAUUUAUUAUAAACCUUCUACGAAUUUAAGACACGUUUCAUCCUCCUCCCACACACACACAUGCACGCACGUGCGCACACACUCAAUAGUAUCUCCAGUGGGUGGGAGUAUUUGACACACGUAUAUCAAGCACAAAUAAAGCGUGGGUGGUAUUGGGCAAAAAUGGAUGGCUUUUGGAGCCAUUUUUCCACUGCUAUUCAAAUUAAAAAAAAAAAAAAA